Zasmidium cellare ATCC 36951 is the source of this 1386-nucleotide messenger RNA. RefSeq lists its product as uncharacterized. The record is from RefSeq and is a predicted model, not a curated record. NCBI's taxonomy places the organism in Eukaryota, Fungi, Ascomycota, Dothideomycetes, Mycosphaerellales, Mycosphaerellaceae. Bases 1 to 1386 code for a protein of 461 amino acids. The transcript has 4 exons.
AUGGUUUUCGAUCGUUUGAAGCUUUUCUAUCGCUCUUGUCUGUUUCAGGUCAUCAUUGUUGGAUUGGUUGCUUUUUGUGAGCCAGGGAUAUGGACGGCGUUGAACAAUCUUGGGGCGGGUGGUAACGCGAAGCCGUACCUCAACAAUGCCGCCAACAGCCUGACGUUCGGGCUCAUGUCCAUCGGUUGCUUCAUCGCUGGCGGUAUCACCAACAAAAUCACCGCCAAGUGGACCCUCGUCAUUGGAGCGGCAUUCUACACACCCUAUGCCGCUGGGCUGUAUUGCAACAACAGAUAUGGCAACGAGUGGUUCCUCCUGCUGGGAGCUGGACUCUGCGGCGUGGGCGCAUCGCUCUUGUGGGCGAGUGAGGCCGCCAUUGCUGUGGGAUAUCCCGAGGAUGAGAAGCGAGGGCGCUACGUCGGCAUCUGGAUGGGCAUCCGACAGAUGGGACCGCUGGUCGGCGGCGCCAUCUCCCUCGCCCUGAACGUCAACACAAAAGAGAAGGGCAAAGUUUCCUACACCACAUACCUUGGACUGGUCGCCAUCUCAGCCUUGGGACCGCCCCUAGCUCUACUGCUGUCGCAGCCACAGAAGGUCGUCCGAAGCAACCGCACGCCGAUCCCAUACAUGAAGAAGACAUCCUUCAGUAUCGAAUCCCGGGCGAUUUGGAAACAGCUUCGUAACAAGUACAUGUUGUUGCUCAUUCCUGUCUUUGUAGCUGGGCAGUUUGGCUCGACGUAUCAAGGCAACUAUCUCACGACCUACUUCACCGUCCGUUCCCGCGCCCUAGCCUCCUUCCUCACCGCCAUCGUCGGCUGCAUCGCGAACCUCCUAACCGGCAUCCUCCUCGACCUCCCCCAAUACUCCCGUCCCCUAAAAUCCAAAGUAAUGUACACAUUCCUCAUCAUCGCCAUCACCGCCGCCUGGACCUGGAACUGCGUCAUCGAAAUCCGCCUCUCGCGUAUGGCGGACCCACCAUCCUUCGACAUCGGCUCCGGCGCCUUCUUCACCUCCGCCUUCACCGUCUACAUGCUCUUCAAAUUCUUCUACGAAGUCCUGCAGACGUACAUCUACUGGCUGAUGGCGGAGAUCAAAGGCGCGAAGGGGGAAGGGGACGUCGCGCGGACGACGGGGAUUUUGAGGUCUUGGGAGAGUGUGGGGAGUACGGUGGCGUAUGCGGUGGGGGCGACGCAUUGGAGGAAUCGGAAUCAGAUGAUUUUGGGGUUUGUGUUGUGGGUGUGUACGGUGCCGCCGACGGUGGCGGCUGUGUUUGGGGAGUGGAAUGUUCAAGGGGAGGAGGAGGAGGUGCAAGGGGAGGAGGAGAGCGAUGUCGAUGUGCAGAGGGUUGUGGUCGUGGGAGGGGAUGUGGAGGCUUUGAAACGUUGA